AUGUAUCACCCCAAAGAGGUAAUCGAGCGAUUUUACAGUGGUUGCACUUUUUGUCGUCGCUCACGAAGUGAAGUAAGUCGCCUCAUGAAGUGUCCUACUUGUCAUAUUGCCUCGUAUUGCGGCAGAGAAUGUAGAGAAAAACAUUUGGCCACACAUAAGACAUUAUGUAGCGCAUUGAAAAGUCGUUAUUCUGUAACGGUGAAAACCUUUUCACUAUUAAAUCCAGGGCAAGCGCAAAUUCGAACAUUUGGGACUCAUUUAAAAGGUACUGGAAAAGGACCUAAACCCAAAUGUGACGGCACGGAAAAAUUCAUCGUCAAGAUUCAAACGAAGAACCUUAAUAGCCACCCGUUGCAGACGAUGGGUGUUUACGACAAAAGCCUUACACUGGAUUGUAGCAUUCAAAGUCCAGAAAUCUUCAACGUGAUAAUGGAGUGCGGAGUCCUUGGAAAGUUGCACAAAUUUACAAGCAAAAACGUUUUUUGUUGGGCCACGUUCGCUAAGAGAGAAGAGAAACUGACAGUUUUUCUUGAUCAUCUUGCUCCUUAUCAAGAAUGGUAACGGUAUCAAGACAGAUAGCUAACCUUCUAAGAUAGUCAGUGCAAAGUAAUAUAAUGAAUGCCUUACCGAAGUAAAAGUGGAGUGUGUAUGAUGAAGACUGUUAAGAAGACGAGGCAUAUGCAAAGAAAAGCCCCAAGUCGCGUUCAAAGGAGAGAGGUUAUGUCCUUGCAAAAAGUAGACGCUGAACAACGUUCAUGAACUUCAAGAGAUAAAGCAAUAGGCGUAUUUUGUGCAGAAUAAGGAAAGACGAGGACUAGUUGUAUGCGGUUAGUUCCAAUUGGCGGAGCUUUAUCAAAGCGAAGCGGUGGCCCCGGUACAGAAAAGUGGAUGCAGGCAUGAGUGGCUGCAGGGUAGCAGGCCAAAUGUUAAGUCUGACGAUUGGAGCUAUGCAACUAAAACUACCGUAGUGAUCUGGUUUGGUGUAAACUUUGUCAAUUAAUAAGGUAUUUCAACUUCCUUUUAGAAUUUCUUCUUAUCGUCUAUCCCUUACCUCUCGUAGUACGUUAGCCCUAGUUUUUAUCCGUUACCUCUAGCUGCAGUGCUUAGUCCAGAAAUCUAGCGCAAGGCAGUGAAUUGAUGAGUGGAAUCAUGAAAGCACUGAAAUAGGACAGAGAUAGAACUCCUCUUUUUCCAAUUUUUAACCCCCGUAGGCAAGCUCUCAUAGGGACCAACCCCAAGAGUGCUACACUCCUUCGGACAAAGCAAGACGAACUUUGCAGAAGGCAAUUAAAAGCUGCAAUAAGAUUUAAAGUUUUGAGUUUGGAAUGCAUUAUUUUUCCCAUUUUUGGUGAUUAAAUAUAAAUUAUGAACUUGGAAAAAUCAUCGGUCAUCCCUGUUUCGCAAAGAGAUUUAACAACUUGAAAAGCAUCUUUCUGAAACAACUUUUUUCUUUCUGAAAAGUAAAGAAAAGGUUUACCUAGGAGCCUACCUCGAUGAUAAAGGAAAAAGUAACAUUCACUUCCAACAAGUAGCUAAAAUUAGUAUUAUGCAGUUGCUAAGUAGAUAACAAGAAAACUAAGCAUAUAAAACUAUUCAGAGAACAUGCCCUUAUAAUCGCUACGUCAGUAAGCUUGGGUAUAACGUGUUCAGCUAUAGAAAAGUGACUGUUAUGUAUUCUUUAGGAUACUUACAUUCUUUUUUUGAUAACUUAUAUUUAUUAGUUUUGGUUUCAAUUGGCUCGAUUUAAGAAAACACAUUUCAUUCGCUGAAUACCUACAACAUUACCAGACAACAAGCAUGUAAACGUUGCGAUAGACGGCUUACGCCGGAUAUAAUGGUGGCUGUAAUCGCUGUUAUAUUUCCGCAGUCAAUCGAGUUCUCCUUCUUUUAACAAUUGCAGCACAUCUCCAUUAA
Messenger RNA from Porites lobata, 1914 nucleotides. Lineage: Eukaryota; Metazoa; Cnidaria; Anthozoa; Scleractinia; Poritidae. The record is from the annotation of a GenBank genome assembly.